UUCCCAUUAAUCUUUCAUAUAUGUGUGCGCUAGCUAGGGCACAUAAGUUUAUAAUAUUGGUUUAGCUAUGUCUUCCAAUCUGUGUUUAUUCUUGGAGUAUAUAUAAGCAGAUCUUAAUUACUCUUUGUUUCACUAAGCAAAAGAGAAUUAUAGGUCUCUUCCAUUUACCAAGUAGCAUUUCUUCAAUCUAUAUAUUUCUAAUUUUAAGUGCUUAUUAUUAUGCUUGUGAUAAUUUCCAUUACCUAAUUCUCCGCUUUUUAACUUCAACCUUAGGGGGUUUGCUUUUUAAUUAUGAGUAGCAGAGAAGUUAGAUCUUAUUGUACGUAUGCGUUAUAUUCACACUGAUACUUCGUCUUCUUUGGACCAUCAAACAGAAGCUUACAAAAAAGUAUAUCAAAAAGAGAAAUUUUGUUAUGAAGGACAAAAGAUGACUACCGGAGAAGUAGAUCCAAGGGAUAAUGUUACUAAGACUCCAAAGAAAUCUUCAACAUCAUGGACAAGAUUUAAAGAUCCAAGGAUCGUUCACGUGGCGCGAGCAUUUGGGGGUAAAGAUCGCCACAGCAAAGUUCUUACAGUGAAAGGGCUGCGGGACAGGCGAAUUAGGCUCUCCGUUCCCACAGCCCUUCAACUAUAUGUUCUUCAGGACAAAUUAGGGCUAGAUCAACCAAGCAAAGUUGUUGAUUGGUUGCUUAAUGAAGCUAAGCAUGAUAUCUACCAAUUACCUCCGCAUCAAAUGCCUCCAAUAGGGAGAGAAGGGUUGCCUCUGAACGAGUUGUUGAAGCUCAAACGUCCCUCUAAUGGUCUCACUGGUCUGAGGAAGGACAAGGACCCUCAGGUUUUAUUAGAAGGCGUUCAAAGAGCAACACAGAUGAUGAUAGAUUCUGAUGAAGAAGCAACAAAACGAGUUCUGCCAAAUCUUGACCUAAUUAAUCUUCUUAAGGGCAAUAGCAAUAGCAGCAUCUUCAAUUUUGGCCUUCAUCAGACUGAUUUCUUUUCGAGAUCAGCUCAUUCCGGAGGGCAUCAUGGAGUGGCAAUACCACAACACGAAGAAAUCCAAAACUUCAAUAUUAUGGCGACCUUGCCCUCAACAAUAUAUAUGCCAUUAAGUUCACAAACGCUUGUGUAUCCACCUGCAGGAUUACCGCAAUAUUUUUCCCAUCCACAAAAAUUUGCUAGCGCACCUGAAAUAUUUGAUCCAAAAGACAUCGGCAUUCAGACACUCAUGAGUUCCUGUUCAGAAAAUCCUUCGUCAAGUAAUAGAUAUCAAUUUUUUCUUUCUUCCACAAACAAUGAGGAAAAGAAGACCAAGGAUAUGAAGUUUUAAUUUACUCCAUUGUUUAGUGAUCUCAUUGGUGACUUUUAAUUUGAGAAGAAAAAAAAUGCAUAUGUAUGUUAUAAGCUAUAUUCGAUUCCUGUAUAUGAAAACCACAGACUAAAAUGUCGGUAAUUAAACUUCCAAGUUGUGGUCAUUUCUUUAAAUGUAUACAUUGUACAUAAGGUUGAUGAGUUAAUAUAUAAUGUUAUUGCGUGAUAAUGUUAUGUAUAUAUUGUGCCGGCUGAUAUCUUUUGGCAGUUGGCACCCUUUUCUUA
Capsicum annuum is the source of this 1590-nucleotide messenger RNA. Its product is annotated as transcription factor TCP13. Gene Ontology annotation, molecular function: DNA-binding transcription factor activity; sequence-specific DNA binding. Gene Ontology annotation, cellular component: nucleus. NCBI's taxonomy places the organism in Eukaryota, Viridiplantae, Streptophyta, Magnoliopsida, Solanales, Solanaceae. The record is from RefSeq and is a predicted model, not a curated record. The coding region runs from base 326 to 1324 and encodes 332 amino acids. The transcript has 2 exons.